Messenger RNA from Closterium sp. NIES-67, 883 nucleotides. NCBI's taxonomy places the organism in Eukaryota, Viridiplantae, Streptophyta, Zygnematophyceae, Desmidiales, Closteriaceae. The record is from the annotation of a GenBank genome assembly.
CUCAACUCAACUUCAGCUGGUUGCUGCUCUUGCAUCCGCCAUUCCGUUCUCCGCCAAGUCGCCUGCGAGAGAGAUUGUGAGCCCGUAAUCCAGCUGCUGUAUCAGUGAAAAACUCGCGCUGCUUCGUAUCCUUAUACUUGUAAGGAUUUCCUCCCUCGUGUGAGCACGCUCGCUUGCGAAAGAGAAGCCUAUUAGGUCAGCCAUGGAGACUCUAACAAGGUGUUCUCCAACCGGGUCGGCAUUCCUCCUCUCCAAUUCACACGAAGCUCGCCCUCUCUCGCGACGCACGGCGACUCACUCAUUCCCCUCACCGAAGCUGCACCAAGUCUCCCGUCGCAGCGUCGUUUCGGCGAUCUCCGAGGGCUCGCGAAAGUCGCAGUACUCCUCCAGCGAAUUCGCGAAACUGCCAGGCGAACUGCAGGACCUCUCGAAUCUCGUGAAGAAGCUUGCCAACGAAACGGGCCGACCUCCCCGUGCGAACUCCCCGCGCGCGGACUCCCCUCCCCCGCCCGUCAAGCCCCCCCGCUACAGCGACUUCGCGAACAACCCUGAGAACGACCUCUCGAAUAAAGCCGCCGCCGUGGCUCCCGAUGCGCCAAUUGUCGACGGUCUUCCGCCGUCUGUCGCGCGACAGAUGCCGUGGCUGCGACCGACGCCGGCGCAGCCGCCGCAAGACGCGGAGAGUGACCUGGAGGGCUUGAUACCCAAGGCGAUUUCGUCGCCUAACCUCGCGGCGCCCGCUGAUAGAACAAUGGUGCCUCGUACCGAGGUCAUCGCCAUGCGGUCGCGGCUCAACAAGAAGCUGAGCGAGUCCAACACGUACAACCGCUUCCUGCAGCGAGAGGCGCCUCAAACAUAGACUUCGCAAGCGCUCUUGACGCUU